AUGGCGGAUGAAACUAGGAAAAGGAUCGAGGCAGCGAGAUUAAUGCGAGAAGCUGCAAAACUUCUUGAAGAAUCAAAUAAAGAUUCGGCACAGCAAACCGAAAGAACCACGUCGGAGGAAUUAAGCAAACUUUUUGCUCCAUACCGAAGAGAAGCAACAAGUAAUCGACAAACAGUUCAGGAAGCGAAACCACCAAAACCCAAGAGACAACGAUGUAGUUGGGUUCCAAUGUUUAACCCGUUGCCAACAUGGACUCAUCGAUUUUGCCUUCUAUCUGAUAAAAAUGCAAACAUUGCUCCAAACAUAACCGAAAAAGAAAAGUUAAAGGCAAUGGGGCUUGGGAAAAACGGCUAUUCAAUACCCUAUUUACGGGAUGAAUCACCGUUGAGACAGGCAGUAGCCUAUGUUCGCCCUCUGCAAAAAUCUAUUGACACAAUAAAUACAUGCGAAGUUGAGGCAAAUGAAGCAAUUAGUGGUGCCAAUGAUACAGAUGGACCAACUGUACCAUGCCUUAAAUGUAAUAUGCAAAUAAAAAUUGAUGAAGAGUCUAUGUUAACUCAUCAACGUUUUCAUAUUGAGGAGGAAGAGCAAGAAACUCAAAAUUUAUCUGAUAACAAAAUUGAUGGAGAUGAAGAAAAAAUCAUUGAUCACACUGGUGAUGACACUUUAACCCAAGAGAUAAAUAGAAUGCAAGAAAUGUUUCCAAAUGCACAGAGGCAAACUUUGUUGGAAACACUGAGGGCAAAUGACUAUUCGACAGAAGAUGCAGUAUCUGACCUCUUAGGUUUAACUGAUGAUACCUGUAAAUCAUCAACUGCGUCAUCAAUUGAUGGGCAACUUGCAGCCUAUGCAAAGAAUGUAGACAAGGACAAUAUCAAGAUAUUGCACGUAGAAAGAGAAUGCCUGUGGGAAAGAGCACUGAUUUUUUAUAAAUGUACAGAACGCAAAGAUUUAUACCGGCAUCUCAGUAUAGUAUUCGAAGGCUAUGAAGAUGCAAUAGACGGUGGUGGUUUAAGGAUCGAAUUCUUUGGUGAUCUCAUUAGAUGCAUGAGUAAUCGCUUGUUUGAAGGAGAAGAUGGUCACCUUGUUCCAAGACAUAGCUGGGACAAUGUUAAUCUCUUGCGUAUGGGGGGCCUUAUGCUGGCACACUCUAUACUUCAACAAGGCCCCGGUAUGCCAUCAUUAGCAAAUUACAUCUACGAUUUUCUUGUGUAUGGUAACAAAGAAAAGUCGGUUUCAGCUAUCAAGCUGGAUGACCUUCCGAACACUCCACAGAAUUCCGAUUUGACAGAAUUCUUAAAAAAGAUUGAAGAUUGUACAGAUGACGAGGAGCUUUCAAAUUUACUUGACGAACCUAGAUUUUCUUCCAUUGUUGAUAGAUCUGGAUGGCCUGUGGGGAGGGUUUUAAGUAUAAAGUCUCGAGUAGAUUUUAUUAGUCAAAUCCUGAUCGAGGAGCUGUAUGCUGCGUUUGAGAAAGUUAUGUUAGCCAGCCUACGUCAUGCGUCGUGUUCGUUUUCUGCUUCUCGGUGA
Molecule: messenger RNA, 1530 nt
Organism: Dendronephthya gigantea
Lineage: Eukaryota; Metazoa; Cnidaria; Anthozoa; Malacalcyonacea; Nephtheidae
Exons: 7
Coding region: 1-1530 (509 amino acids)
Molecular function (GO): ubiquitin-protein transferase activity; ubiquitin binding
Source: RefSeq, a predicted model, not a curated record